Molecule: messenger RNA, 2350 nt
Organism: Ceratosolen solmsi marchali
Lineage: Eukaryota; Metazoa; Arthropoda; Insecta; Hymenoptera; Agaonidae
Gene: Brf
Product: Brf RNA polymerase III subunit
Exons: 16
Coding region: 222-2195 (657 amino acids)
Biological process (GO): transcription by RNA polymerase III; DNA-templated transcription initiation; transcription preinitiation complex assembly
Cellular component (GO): transcription preinitiation complex; nucleus; transcription factor TFIIIB complex
Molecular function (GO): RNA polymerase III general transcription initiation factor activity; RNA polymerase III type 3 promoter sequence-specific DNA binding; TBP-class protein binding
Source: RefSeq, a predicted model, not a curated record
GUGAUGCCUGAGUAUUUAAGAUUAUCCAGCUAAUAAUUGUUCUAUACAUAUAUGGGUCAUACAAACGGUUUAACUUCAUUGCAGGAGCAAUGAAUAUCAUAUGCGCAUGUGUUGCUACUACCUCUAUCUAUUUUACGGAUAUUUAAACAGCUUCUUAAUUCAAUUUGAUAGUAUUAACUAAAAAUCCUUUUCUAAAGCAACUUUAUUAACAAGUUUCCAAGAUGUCAGGUGGAAAGUGUAAAAAUUGUGGCUCAACCAAUAUAGAAACAGAUCCAGCUCGUGGAGAUGCAGUUUGUACAGAAUGUGGUUUUGUUCUGGAAGAUCAAAUUAUUGUAAGUGAAACAACAUUUGAAGAAACUGCUGCUGGUAACAUGAUGAUGCUUGGUCAAUUUGUUUCUAAUGAAAGUUCUGGUGGUGCAACAGGCUUUGGAGCAGGAUAUCUUGUAAGUGGUAAAGAAUCAAGAGAAAUUACUUUACAAAAUGCACGUAAAGGUAUUACACAUUUAUGUAGACAAUUACAGCUAAAUCAACAUUGUAUUGAUACAUCAGUUAAUUUUUAUAAAAUGGCAUUAAAUCGACAUUUAACUAGAGGACGAAAACAAGCUCAUAAUCAUGCUGCAUGUGUUUAUAUUACCUGUCGAACUGAAGGCACAGCACAUAUGCUUAUUGAUAUUAGUGAUGUGUUACAAAUUUGUGUACAUGAACUAGGAAGAACAUAUUUGAGAUUUACUCAAGCAUUAUGCAUUAAUAUACCUUCUAUGGAUCCAUGUCUGUAUAUAAUGCGUUUUGCAAAUAAACUUGAAUUUGGAGAAAAAACUCAUGAAGUAUCCAUGACUGCUUUACGUGUUGUUCAAAGAAUGAAAAGAGAUAGUAUUCACAGUGGUCGAAGACCAUCCGGUUUAUGUGGAGCAGCCUUGUUGAUGGCUGCGAGGUUACAUGAAUUCAAUAGAUCUCCUAAUGAUAUUAUUAAAAUUGUGAAAGUGCACGAGUCAACUUUAAGAAAAAGAUUAAUAGAAUUUGGUGAUACUCCAUCAAGUGCAUUGACUUUAGAUGAAUUCAUGACUGUUGAUUUAGAAGAGGAACAAGAUCCACCAGCAUUUAAGGCUGCUCGAAAAAAGGACAGAGAAAGAUUGCAAAAAUUAGAAAAUAUCGCUAAUGAAUUCACUGAACUUCAAUCGGAAAUCGAUCGGCAGUUAGAAGAGCAAAAAUCUAUAAAAGGAAAAACAAGAAAUUCAUGUGCAGAAGAAUUAGAUGCUGAUAGAUUUAUUAGAGAAUCAAAUUUAAAUAUUAUUAAACAAUGCGUUGGAAGUAAUCCUGAUGAUUCAGAUGAUUUAUUAAUCGCUAAUAUACAACAAAAUGAAAAUUCUUUGGUGACUGGGCUUGGUCCUGACAUAGCUUCAAUGGGAUUAACGACAUCUUUUCAUAAUAAGGAUAAUAUAAAUAAAGAAUCUUCUACAUUGUCGUUUGAAAAUAUGACUGGAGAAAUUGAUAUUACAGACCUAGACGAUGAAGAAUUAGACAGUUACAUUAUGUCUGAAAAAGAAGCACAAUUUAAAAGUAAUUUAUGGAAUAAAGUAAAUGAAAAAUAUUUAUUAGAACAGAAAGAAAAAGAAGAAAAAAGACAAAAAGAAAAGGAAGAGGGUAAGCCGGAAAAGAAAAGGAGAAGAACUACCUCUAAGAAAAAUAAAAAUCAAGGGCCAGCUAAUAGUGCUGGGGAAGCAAUUGAAAAAAUGCUGCAAGAGAAACGUAUAUCGUCCAAAAUAAAUUAUGAGGUAUUAAAAAGUUUAAAUGUUGGAAAUUGUUCUAAGACUCAGUCACAACAUAAAUCUGAUGAUGUAUCAUUUACUUCACCAAAAAAAAUAGAAAAGAAUGAAAUAUCGUCAGUUACUCUUGUAUCAUCCAAAAAGUUGCAACCGAAAGUAUUAGAAAAUAAUAGGAAAACUCCAAAUAUCAAAUUAGCUACACCUAGAAAAAUGAAAUUAUGUCAGUUAGAUACCGAAUCUUCACAAGUCACUGAAGAAUCUUUGUCAAUGUCAUAUUAUGAUUGUAAUAAUGAAACUGAUGAAAUUGAUGAUUAUCUGGAUGAUGAAGUAGAACCAGAACCAGAUCCUUCUGAAAUGUCUGUUGGUCAGUUACUUGGACGACAAAAUGAAGAUGGCGAUUAUGGAUACAGUUAUGAAGAAGAAGAUUAUUAAAAUGUUUAUUUAUUAUUACCUGAUAAUGAUAUUUAUUAUGAUAUGUAUAAGUAACUACAGUAUAUUUUAUACUUUUUAAAAAUUACAUUUGUUGAAACAUUUGACACUGAAGUCAACUAAAAGACUGAAAGGGUAAAAAUAUGAUUCUUAUAACU